CAAAGAUUGAGGUUAUAGGCUAUAUUCCUUUUAAUUUUGAUCUAAAAGAAGCAUGUUAGUUCUAGUUUGAAUUUGAAAAUAAUAUAUAUAAAAACAUGGUGCGACACAAUAAUCAGUUACCAAAUAACCUUCCACAAUUACAAAAUCUUAUCAAAAGGGAUGCCGUCUCUUAUAAUGAAGAAUUUAUGCAACAACUUAAACAUUUUCACAAUACUUUGGAAGUGUUUAAGUUAACGCCUCAUCAAAACAAUAAAACUCUAGAUGAAUUGGUGAUGUUUUUAGCACAAGUGGCCCAUUGUUAUACAAAGGAAUUAGAAAAGUUUCCUCAGCUUUUGAUCGAUCUUUUACAAAGCCACAAUACUGCUUUGGAUAACAAUACCAGAAUGACUUUAUGCAGAGCUCUAAUUUUACUCAGGAAUAAAAAUUUACUAGCACCCACUGAUUUACUAGAACUGUUUUUUCAGCUGUUGAGGUGCCAGGAUAAGUCUCUUAGAUCCUUUUUGGAAAACCAUAUAAUAACAGACAUCAAAAAUAUUAACAGCAAACACAAAAAUGCAAAAUUAAACACAACAUUACAAAAUUUUAUGUUCACAAUGUUAAAAGAUACUAAUACUAGAGCAGCAAAAAUGUCUGUAGAUAUUAUGAUUGAACUUUAUAAGAAGAACAUUUGGAAUGAUGUGAAGACUGUGAAUGUGAUAGCCACUGGAUGUUUCUCUAAAAUAACUAAGGUAAUGGUUACCUGUUUAAAAUUCUUCCUUGGGAAAGAUCCAGAUGAAAAAGACUCAGACGAUUCAGAUUCUGAUAAUGAAGUUGAUCCAAAAGAGGUAAUGAUGGCUAACAAAUUCAAUAAGAAGACAAGAAAAAGGGAAAAACAACUGGACAAAGUAAAAAAGUUAGCCAAAAAACAACAAAAAAAGAAAUCAGCAGCUCCAGCUUUUAACUUUUCUGCAGUUCAUCUACUUCACGAUCCUCAAGGUAUGGCUGAAAAACUUUUUAAACAACUAGAAACCACCAACAAGAGAUUCGAAGUAAAGCUUCUCACAUUGGAUGUUAUCUCACGGCUUAUAGGCCUACAUGACCUCUUUCUAUUUAACUUCUAUCCAUACAUUCAAAGAUUUAUGCAGCCACAUCAGCGUGAAGUCACCAGGAUCUUACAGUUUGCAGCCCAAGCUAGCCAUGAGCUUGUACCACCAGAUGUGCUACAGCCUGUACUGAAAACUCUAGCUAAUAAUUUCAUAACUGAAAGAAAUUCGUCUGAUGUUAUAGCUAUUGGUUUAAAUGCUGUCAGAGAGAUUUGUGCUAGGUGUCCCUUGGCCAUGGAUGAGGAUUUGGUGCAAGACUUGGCGCAAUAUAAAACUUAUAGGGAUAGAUCUGUUAUGAUGGCAUCAAGAUCUUUAAUUCAACUCUUCAGAAAUGUACGCCCUGAACUUUUACAUAAAAAAGAUAGAGGUCGACCUACAGAAGCAACAGAAGAAAUGGACCAGCUUGAUUAUGGAAAAAUUAAAGCCCACGACUUUAUACCAGGUGCAGAAGUGUUGCUUUCAACAGAAAAAACUCACAUAGAAGUCAAUUCAGAUUCGGAAUCAGCAUCUGAUGAUGAAGAAUGGAUUGAUAUCCAACAUUCGGGAGAUGACGAUAAUAAUGUAGGUAGUGAAGGUGAUGCAGAUGAAGAAGAUGAGGAGGAUGAUGAUGAUGAUGAAGGAGAGGAAGAUGAUUUUAAUGAAGGCGAUAGUCAAGUUAAAGAAAAGAAAAAAUCCAAAGUUGAAAAGCAAGCUGAGAAAUCGAAAAAUAAAGCAGAAGCAAUAAAGUUAAAGAAAGAACAAGCCCAAAAAAUCAGUUUAGAGAAAAUCUUGACAGAUGAAGAUUUUAAAAAGAUUGAUGCAGCAAAUCUAAGGAAGCAGGUAGUUAUAGCAAAAAAAGGCAUAAAACGAAAGCUAGAAGAAACACCAGUUGGAAAUCCCUCAGAAAUAGUGAAACUGAGUGACAUUGAAAAUAUUUAUAAAAAAAGGAAACACGACAAACAAACAAGGAUAGAAAGUGUAAAAAGAGGACAAGAGGGUCGGGAGAAAUUCGGUUAUAAAGAUGGGAGAGUAAAUGAAAAUUGUUCUAAGACAAAUAGAGAGAAGAGGAAAAACAAAAACUUCCAGAUGAUUAGACAUAAAGUUAAAGGGAAAGUAAAGAGAAGUUUCAAAGAUAAACAAAUUGCGUUGAGAAACCAUUUAUUGAAGUUGAAGAAAAUGAAAUAGUUUGUUUGUAUAGUUUAUAAAUAAAGUUGAUAUUUUUAAGUUA
Molecule: messenger RNA, 2289 nt
Organism: Diabrotica balteata
Lineage: Eukaryota; Metazoa; Arthropoda; Insecta; Coleoptera; Chrysomelidae
Source: the annotation of a GenBank genome assembly